AAUCUUAUAGAUUUUGAAAUUGCUGUGUUUUAUCAGAUAACAAAUUAUUGGAGUGUAGAAAAUUUAUCUUAUCGCUUUAAUCAAUUUAAAUGUUUUAACAUCGAUUCUUAUAUUCCACUUAUGUAUAACUCUUUUAAUAGGAACACGUAUAAAACUCUAAAAAUUUAUAAAAAAUUUAUUAUCAAAGAUAUUAAAUAUCUAUGUUCAUUUUUUGCAUAUUUGCAUGACAUAUUGCAAAACAGGAUACCAAUCCCUACAACAUUUAGUGGAAUUAUUUGUAAACUUACUAAAUUAUUUAGUAAUCUUUUGUAUAUUAUAUUUAAAACAUUCAACAAAAAUAUUUUUUCAUUUCCAAAAAUUCAUUUGACUAAUACCCUUGUAACUUCUACUCACACAAAUAGUGAUAUUUUGUCAAAAAUACAGCAUAAACCAAAGUCAAGUUUUUUAAAACCUAUACACAUUGAUAGGCAAAGAACAAGUACACCAUUUCCUCAAACUAUUGACUCAAAUCUUGAGAGAUAUAUCAAUGAUGAAAAUCUAGAGGAACAGUCAUCGUCAGGUGUAUUUUCACUCACUGCCCUUACUUUUCAAUCCAUAAACCUGGCUCCAGGGCCCAAAGAAGCACCAGAAAUAUUUAAACCUCCACCUCCCAAAAAUUUCUCAUCCUUUCAGGAAACUUAUUCCCCAUCCUUUUCGUUAUCCAUUUUAUCACACAACACGUCAAUUGGGAAUGCCAAUUGCCUAGUCUUUGACCUCAGCUGUGGUGAUGACUUAUUUUGGAGCGACGCUGUUACAUUUGUCCUGGAUAAAAAUGUGAAUGCACCAGUGAUUAAAUCCCUUCAACCCUUUGACCCUGAAUCCAUGGGCACCCUUUUGGGGUUAUCUCCUGUUUUCUCUCAGAGCACAGCAUCACUAGCUAUGAUUCAUGCCGAAAAGAUCCCUCUCAUUACAACCAAUAAUGCCAAAGACUUUAUCUCAAAAUCACAUUUACGAGAGACCAACUUUACUCCUUCAAAUGUAAUCCACAAUAAUUUAAACUAUGGUAUUGAAAAAUCCUGUAAUAUGGGGAGCUUUCAACCUGUAAUGAUAACCAGCAAACCCUUUGAUGGCCCAAUCAAUUUACGAGAUGAGGCUUUUCUGACAAAAGAUUAUAUCCACUUACCAACACAUAACUUAUCAUACGAUAGCGUUACAGAUAAUAAAGAUGGCGUUGCAAAUAAUAAAGGUGGUGCUGUUAAACGCAAACUUACAUUUACCAAUAUGGCUAGCCCAAAAUUGAUGAAUAUCGAAACAGCACAUCCCCCUAAAAUAUUCACCGGAUUUAAAACAGCCCGUGGUUCUGAAGUGCUAGUCCGAGAAGCUUCUUUGCUCCACGCCACCUCGAGCCUUAACGACGACUGCGAUAAGACAAACCGAUCUUCAGCUUUUUAUCAUCUCGAUCAACCCUCCCCAAAAAUGAACAGUAUUAAAUCGGAAAUUAACUCAAUGCCCCUGCUCCCCCAAUCAGAUUCCCCUAAACCUAAAACGAAUGAAAAUGAAUUUGCCGACUUAGAUGUAGCCGAUUUCGAAGUACGAACUUCUCCUUUACCUGUCACUCACAACGCCUCCAUCAUCAAAUUGAACGGAACGAUUCCCACAGGUUUUCAAACAGCGUCAGGUUCCGAAGUCAGAAUAGAUGCAGAGUCACUGGCGCGAGCUCGUAUUGCGAUACUUGCCACAUCCGAAAAUACCCAGGAUAUGACCACUUCGGACCAAAACUUUAAAAGGGAACUCCAGAAUAUAUGUGCAAUAGCCACGCCAUUUGUACCUCCGAUUCUACCCUUUUUCAUUAAAGACGAAUUUAUGCCAUUCGAUGACGACCUCGUUGAUGAAGGAAGUCACGAUGCUAUAUAUCAUAAGGAUACCCCUAUCGAAUUUAAGGCGAUAGUUCCCUUCCCCCAGAACAAAGAGAAGAAUCUCACCGAACAACCCGUCAAACUGGCGCUUAAUAAUAGACCGGCUAAAUCCGAAUCCACCCUCAAUCAACACGCCUGCGGUUAUUUGUUUGCUAUCAAAAACGGCCCCGAUCGCAAACGAAUAUGUCUUCGGAGGUUGGAAAAGCUAGAAAAGCAUCAAGCCAAAAGGCAUAUGCGAAUCGACAGAAAAAAGUCGCAAUCCAAUGACGCGCCUAAUUCCUGCUCCUCCCAGCUUAAACCCUCCAUUCAUUCUAUAACGUUUGAUUCCGUCGACGAGUACCGAUUCGAUCUGAGGGAACAUCGCUACGAUCUUAAGUUUAUGCCGAAGGCUCAGAAUUUUACGGACGCUCAAUUAUUUUGGGUCACCAAAGAUGACGCUAAAAUACCGAUACCUGGUUCGUUCAAGGAUUCAAACAAAGACACCCAUACCGAUCGGAACUUUUUCUUGGACCGGGAAGAUAUUUAUAGAAUUUUUGUGGAAAUUCCCGGAGUUGAUGUCAAGCUUUUGCAGCCAUUUCCCCGUAAAUGGGUCUUCAAUCACUACAAAUGGAUCGUAACGAAACUGGCUUCUAUGGAGUUGAGAUUCCCUCUUACGCUUGGCGGACGGCUCCUAAGUCCCCACAAUACGUUGUCCCAAUUGAAAUACAGAUACGACAGAGAAAUCGAUCGUUGCCACAGGUCGUGCAUUAAAAAAAUUACCGAACACGACGACGUUCCCGGCAAAACAAUGAUCCUUUUUGUUUCGGCCAUCUUCGAGGAUGCCAACGAAGCGAAAUGCUUAGAAUUAUGCGAUGGGUGGUACCCCAUAAAAUGCCUGAUAGAUAAGCCCUUGAUGGAUCUCGUCAAGGAUAGCAAGAUUAAACUAGGAGAUAAGUUGUGCGUAUCUCAGGCAAGAUUUAUUAGCGGUUGCGAGCCGGACAUCCCAUUGGAGGCUUAUGAAAACACCAAGCUUUUCCUCUCUUACAACAGCGUUAGAAGGUGUCGUUGGUUCACUAAACUGGGAUACUUUCCCUCCCAAAGACCCAUACAAGUAUCCUUAACCUCACUAAACCCUUUCGGUGGAAAUGCGCCUCGCCUUAAACUCAUAGUACUCAAGAAAUAUCCCAUCAUAUACAUAGAAAAAACGAAGGAGGGUAUCAGCGCGUGUUAUAAUGAAAGAACUUUUGACAGGCGAUCAAACGUUGAGUAUGGCUCAAAUCCUUCUCACGAGGAUAUGGGAAAAAAUUCUUCCUCUAUUCACCCUGAGCUAGUCAAGAUUACUCGUGUGUUGAAAUUUAGAGUCACGGACAUCUCUUGCGUUGACAUUGGUACUAACCCUCACGUGACCCGCUCCUUCUUACUCGCCAUUUACGACUCUAGUAUAUUGGAAGCGUUGACGGCCGUGACCAUCAGAACUCUGACUGCUUUUAACCUGACUGUCCGAUCCUUACCAGUCCACGAAACUGCGAUGGUAGGUAAUUUUCAGCUCGCGGCGAACGCUAGUUCAGUUUUCGAAUGGGAUCGCAAAAGCACGGGCCAUUGCGAGGAGGAUGAAAUGAUAGUCGAUAUACUGUCCAACUCGGUUUACGAUCCCACAUCGACCAAAAUAAACGUUAAUCAAAAACUCGACAGAUAUCACCUAGAGAUUGACGUGAUAGGCAUGGUGGUUCACAUCAACCAAUCGGAUUUUUUAAUCAACGGUUCCCAUCUGACUUUUGUGUACUUGGUUUGUAGGGACAUGCAUUUUGUGUCGCUCAAAUUCCUCGACAAAUGGGCUUCAUUCAAAGACAUGGGUUUAUCCGAUAUGUUGCGCAUAGGCAACACCGUGGCUUGCUCCAAUCUUUACCUCAUGUACUCGUCUAGUCUAGUCUGUUCGUCCACUCAGAAGCGGCAAAAAUUGUGCAGUAGCGCGCAAUUCACUGAUUCCAUGAUUACCUUCACAAGCGUCAACAAUUUCUGCCAGUUCAACAAAUGCCCCAACGCAAAUCACAUGAAAUGUGAGAUGGGCAAAUUCGAAAAAUGGAUUCAGGAGAAUUUUUGGUGUGAAAGAAAAUUCCUGAAAUGUGCGACGGAAAUUUUAUCCGAAUAUUUAACAACCAGAAAAAUAUACAGCUCUCCAAAUAUGAAGAGCAAUAUGGCCGAUUUGAAAUUUUAUGAGCUUAAGCAUUUUUUACCUACCGACGUUUCGACUCCUUUCAACAAUUUGAACCACAAUAGUAAAAGAAAAUUCGGGGGUCCAGUAUCAACCUCUAAUAUAUCGAGAUUGCCCCGUACCGAUAGCAAUAACGAAAAAUCUAGCUUUUUUAGUUUUCAAGACGAUAUAGGGGAAGAUUUUUACAAAUCUAAUCGUAUUCUCCCCAAUUUUAACAAGAAACCUAAAUUGGCGGAUGUCGACACAUCCGGUGAAUUGCAAUCACAUCUGAAUCCCCUAAAAAAACUACCAGCAGAAAAUGUCGCGCAAAACAAAUCAUGCUUUAACAUUAACUCCUCUUCCUUUAACACCGCCUUUAAACCACCUCGUAGGGUCAAACAUUAGUGACCGAUUGAAAACGCGUUCCACACCGUGUUUUUAUUCACGAAUCUCAUGAUAUUCGCUUUUAUAUUAAUAUGUGAUAUCGUCCGUCAGUCGCCACCAUACAAAAUGACCUCGAUAAUUUUAAUAAGGCAUUUCAUUUAUUAUUUUGUGACUGUUUUUUACAAUUUUACUACAACCUCCCUUCCAUUCUCUUUUAUUAUUAUUGUAGAACAAUCAAAACACAUUUUAUAUUAAACCUUAAAAUUAAGUUAUUUAAGAAAAUAUUCACAUAUAUUACUAUAUAUAUUUGUUAAAUUAACCAUUGCAAUUCAUUUG
Messenger RNA from Gordionus sp. m RMFG-2023, 4785 nucleotides. RefSeq lists its product as uncharacterized. NCBI's taxonomy places the organism in Eukaryota, Metazoa, Nematomorpha, Gordioida, Chordodea, Parachordodidae. Bases 121 to 4470 code for a protein of 1449 amino acids. The record is from RefSeq and is a predicted model, not a curated record. The transcript is spliced from 14 exons. Gene Ontology annotation, biological process: double-strand break repair via homologous recombination; regulation of DNA-templated transcription.